AACUCCAGCAAGGGGCAAAGUCCAUUCCAUGACUCCAGGAGUCCACCCCUGAAACACCUGGGACGAUGGAGGGUCCCCCUCUUCUCAAGUCUUGCUAGGCCAGACCAGUAACUACAUCAAGGACUCCUCAAAGACCUGGGAAGAGAGCACGUGCCCAGUCCCACCUGCUUUCCAUCAACCGUUCCGUCAUCCUGCAAGGACAGCAAAUGCUGCCCCUUAGGAAAAAUGAGAGUGAACACCAGUGAAGAGCUGGCAGACGUGACUCAAAUUCUCCCAAGGAUCAGGAGACCCAAUUUCUGAGAACAGAAGACUCCCGGAAAAACAGUACAACCAGCGUCUCUCCACCAUGGGACAGAGCUGCCAGCGAGGACAGGCCAUAGAUGUCGAACCACGAAUACGACCCCCCCUCACAGAAAGUAAGAUUGAUAAGUAUCUGUAUGCCAUGCGGCUCUCCGAUGAAAUUCUGAUAGAUAUCCUGACACGCUUCAAGAAAGAAAUGAAGAAUGGCCUUUCCCGGGAUUAUAAUCCAACAGCCUCGGUCAAGAUGUUGCCGACCUUUGUAAGGUCCAUCCCUGAUGGUUCAGAGAAGGGGGAUUUCAUCGCCCUGGAUCUUGGCGGGUCUUCCUUUCGAAUCCUACGGGUGCAGGUGAAUCACGAGAGGAACCAGAAUGUCCACAUGGAGUCUGAGGCCUACGAAACCCCAGAGAACAUCGUGCAUGGCAGUGGAAGCCAGCUCUUUGAUCAUGUUGCUGAGUGCCUGGGGGACUUCAUGGAGAAAAGGAAGAUCAAGGACAAGAAAUUACCUGUGGGAUUCACGUUUUCUUUCCCCUGCCGGCAAUCCAAAAUAGACGAGGCUGUCCUGAUCACGUGGACAAAGAAGUUCAAAGCCAGUGGUGUGGAAGGAACAGAUGUGGUCAAGCUGCUGAAUAAAGCCAUUAAGAAGCGAGGGGACUAUGACGCUAACAUUGUGGCUGUGGUGAAUGACACAGUGGGGACCAUGAUGACCUGCGGCUACGAUGACCAACAGUGUGAAGUUGGCCUGAUCAUUGGCACUGGCUCCAACGCUUGCUACAUGGAGGAGCUGCGACACAUCGACCUGGUGGAAGGGGACGAGGGAAGGAUGUGCAUCAACACGGAGUGGGGGGCCUUCGGGGAUGACGGGUCCCUGGAAGACAUCCGAACCGAGUUUGACAGAGAGUUAGACCGGGGAUCCCUCAACCCUGGGAAGCAGUUGUUCGAGAAGAUGGUCAGUGGCUUGUACAUGGGGGAGCUGGUCCGGCUGAUCCUGGUGAAGAUGGCCAAGGAAGGCCUCUUAUUUGAAGGGCGCAUCACUCCAGAACUGCUCACGAGGGGCAAGUUCAACACUAGUGACGUGUCAGCCAUUGAAAAGAAUAAGGAAGGCAUUCAAAAUGCCAAGGAAAUCUUAACCCGCUUGGGAGUGGAGCCGUCUGACGAUGACUGUGUUUCGGUCCAGCACGUAUGCACCAUCGUCUCCUUUCGUUCCGCCAACCUAGUGGCUGCCACGCUCGGGGCCAUCUUGAACCGCCUGCGCGACAACAAGGGUACCGCCAGGCUUCGGACCACGGUCGGUGUGGAUGGUUCUCUCUACAAGACGCAUCCACAGUAUUCCCGGCGCUUCCACAAGACCCUGAGGCGCCUGGUGCCCGACUGCGAUGUGCGUUUCCUCCUCUCUGAGAGCGGCAGUGGCAAGGGGGCUGCCAUGGUGACCGCAGUGGCCUACCGCCUGGCCGAGCAGCACCGGCAGAUCGAGGAGACCCUGGCCCACUUCCGCCUCAGCAAGCAGACGCUGAUGGAGGUGAAGAAGAGGAUGCGGGCUGAGAUGGAAAUGGGGCUGAGGAAGGAGACGAACCCCAGGGCUACCGUCAAGAUGCUGCCUUCUUUUGUCCGGAGCAUCCCAGACGGGUCUGAGAAUGGCGACUUCUUGGCCUUGGAUCUUGGAGGAACAAAUUUCCGCGUCCUGCUGGUGAAGAUCCGUAGUGGGAAAAAGAGAACGGUGGAAAUGCACAACAAGAUCUACUCCAUCCCUGUGGAAGUCAUGCAGGGCACUGGGGAAGAGCUCUUCGACCACAUCGUCUCCUGCAUCUCCGACUUCCUGGACUACAUGGGCAUCAAAGGCCCCCGGAUGCCUCUGGGCUUCACCUUCUCAUUUCCCUGCAACCAGACAAGCCUGGAUUGUGGAAUCUUGAUCACCUGGACAAAGGGUUUCAAGGCCACUGACUGCGUGGGCCAUGAUGUAGUCACUUUACUGAAGGAUGCAGUAAAAAGGAGAGAGGAAUUUGACCUGGAUGUGGUGGCUAUUGUCAACGACACUGUGGGCACCAUGAUGACCUGUGCAUAUGAGGAGCCCACUUGUGAAGUUGGACUCAUCGUAGGGACCGGCAGCAAUGCCUGCUACAUGGAGGAGAUGAGGAACAUCGAGCUGGUGGAGGGGAACCAGGGGCAGAUGUGCAUCAACAUGGAGUGGGGUGCCUUUGGCGACAACGGGUGUCUGGAUGACAUUAGGACUGACUAUGACCGAGUGGUGGACGAAUAUUCCCUUAACUCUGGGAAACAAAGGUUUGAAAAGAUGAUCAGUGGGAUGUACCUGGGUGAGAUCGUCCGUAACAUCCUGAUCGACUUCACCAAGAAAGGCUUCCUCUUCCGGGGACAAAUCUCUGAGCCACUCAAGACGAGAGGCAUCUUUGAGACCAAGUUUCUCUCUCAGAUUGAGAGUGACCGGUUAGCGCUGCUCCAGGUCCGGGCCAUCCUUCAGCAACUGGGUCUGAACAGCACGUGUGACGACAGUAUCUUGGUCAAGACCGUGUGUGGGGUGGUGUCCAAGAGGGCCGCUCAGCUCUGUGGUGCUGGCAUGGCGGCCGUGGUGGAGAAGAUUAGAGAGAACAGAGGACUAGACCAUCUGAAUGUGACGGUGGGAGUGGACGGGACGCUCUACAAACUUCAUCCACACUUCUCCAGAGUCAUGCACCAAACCGUGAAGGAACUGUCACCGAAGUGUACCGUGUCCUUCCUCCUGUCCGAAGACGGCAGCGGCAAAGGGGCCGCCCUUAUCACAGCUGUGGGCGUGCGGCUCAGAGGAGACACUGUGAACGCCUAAAAGAGCCAGGGUCCUCCCAGCCCCCAGCCCGCCACCCUUCCAGCACUCCCCUCUAGAACCGAUGACCCGCAUUCCACCCAGCAAGCCUCGCUGGGAGACCCAGCACCGGAGCCCACGACGAUAAUGACGACGACGCAGCAGAGGAAGGGGGCCGCAGUAACAGAGCAUAACGUAGACUACCAACACAGAGUGCGUGGUGCUGUUGAUGAUGUCUCGCCUGGACCCCUCAACCCCCACCCCGCCACUCUGCAUGAUUCAAGUUCGACCUGGCCAUGCUUUUUGCCCAUGCGUGAAUGUAACGGCACCAAGUCAACGGCAGACGUCCAGCCGGGAAGGAGUCUCCCCUCCCUUGGACCCACCUUCUGGGCCUUCCAAGCCCAUCCUUGGAGUCACCUCUUCCCCCUCCCCCGUGUGAAGUGUUUUAUCACCAGCAGACACUGCCGGACUCCUGCCCGCAGGGGCAUGGCCUGAAGGGCGAGUGUGGACGGGAUGCUGCUCCUCUCCUUCCUCUCCCAGCACCCGCUGCGGCCUGCCAUCCCGUCUGGAUGUAUCGAUGCCACUGAACUGUGUGUCCGUGGAACCAGUCCUAGCCACAUUAUGACAGUCUUGCAUUUUGUUUGUCUGGUGGUGGUGGUGGUGGUGGUGGUGGUGGUGGUGGUGGUGGUGUAGGUGGGCAGUCCUGUGGGGAAAACAUCUUGUCUCCAUCUUGAUAGAAGGAACCAACCCACAAAACAACGCCAUCACUGGAAUCUCCCAUCGCUUUAGUGAGCCUUGUCGUACGACUAGUAAACUUUGUACUGAUUCAAA
Molecule: messenger RNA, 3922 nt
Organism: Peromyscus eremicus (cactus mouse)
Lineage: Eukaryota; Metazoa; Chordata; Mammalia; Rodentia; Cricetidae
Gene: Hk1
Product: hexokinase 1
Exons: 21
Coding region: 347-3115 (922 amino acids)
Biological process (GO): glycolytic process; intracellular glucose homeostasis; glucose 6-phosphate metabolic process
Cellular component (GO): mitochondrion; cytosol
Molecular function (GO): mannokinase activity; D-glucose binding; glucokinase activity
Source: RefSeq, a predicted model, not a curated record